CGCGAUGUCCCCGCGGUGUCACCACCCCCCCCCCGUGUCCCCCCCCGUGUCCCCCCAGUGUCAGCGUCCUGGUGGGCGCCCCCAAGGCAAACACGAGCCAGCCCAACGUGACCCAGGGGGGCGCCGUGUUCCACUGCCCCUGGCCCCCCCAGGGCGGCGCCUGCGCCCCCAUCGACUUCGACCACAUCGGGACCCGCACCCACGACUUUGGGGGCAACAGCAGCGACGGCGCCGAGCCCGUGGAGUUCAAAUCCCUGCAGUGGUUCGGGGCCACCGUGAGGGCCCACAAUGGCUCCAUCCUGGCGUGCGCCCCCCUGUACAGCUGGAGCCCCCCCAAGGAGGAGGGGGGGGCGCGGGAGCCGGUGGGCUCCUGCUUCCUGUCCCUGGGCAACUUCUCCAAGUUCGUGGAGUACGCGCCCUGCCGCUCAGACCUGAACUCGGCGGCCGGGCAGGGCUAUUGCCAGGGGGGCUUCAGCGCCGACUUCACACAGGUGGGACGGGUGCUCCUGGGGGGGCCCGGCAGCUUCUUCUGGCAAGGGCAGGUGAUGUCGGCCACCCAGGAGCAGAUCACGGCCGGGAACUUCCCCGAGUACCUGAUCCAGGAGGUGCCGGGACAGCUCCAGACGCGGCAGGCGCAGCCCAGCCACGACGACAGCUACAUGGGUUACUCGGUGACAGUCGGGGAGUUCAGCGGUGACACCACGCAAGACUUUGUGGCCGGUGUCCCCAAGGGCAACCUCACCUACGGCUACGUCACCAUCCUCAAUGGCACCAACAUGAAGUCCCUGUACAACUUCUCGGGGGAGCAGAUGGCCUCGUACUUUGGCUACGCCGUGGCCGCCACCGACGUCAACAACGACGGGCUCACGGACCUGCUGGUGGGGGCCCCGCUGUUCAUGGCCCGUACCAACGGCGCCGCGGGGGGGGCGCGGGAGCUGGGCCGCGUGUACCUGUACCUGCAGCGGGGGGGGGCCCCGCCCGCCGCCCCCGCCGCCCUCACGGGCACGCACGAGUUCGGGCGGUUCGGCAGCGCCAGCGCGCUCGGCGACCUGGACCGGGACGGAUACAACGACGUGGCCGUGGGGGCCCCGCUGGGGGCCGAGGGGCGCCGGGGGCUCGUGUUCAUCUUCCGGGGGGGGGCGCGGGGCUGCGGCCCCGGCCCGCGCGGUGCUGCGGGGCGGCGGACGGGGCGCCCCGGGGCCAGCCCGACUUCUUCGGGGCCCGCGCUGCGCGGGGACAGCGACCUGGACGGCAACGGGUACCCGGAUCUCCUGGUUGGCGCCUUCGGGGCGGACACGGCCGUGGUUUACAGGUGAGGCCGCCCCAUUGUCCACGCCAGCGCCACCCUGGCCAUCGUCCCCUCCAUGUUCAACCCCGAGGAGCGCGGCUGCGCCCUGGCCAGCGGCCACCACGUGUCCUGCAUCAAUGUCACCUUCUGCCUCAACGCCUCCGGACGUCACCUGCCCGGGCCCAUCGGGCUGGCGCUGGAGCUGAGCGUGGACGGGGCCCGGCCGGGGGGGGCGCGGCGGGCGCUGUUCCUGGGGGGGGGCGCGGGGGGGGCGCCCCCCCCCACGCGGAACCUGAGCCUGGAGGUGCCCAACGGGGGGAGCCCGCGCUGCCGCACGCUGCCCGUGUUCCUCAGGAACGAGUCCGAGUUCCGGGACAAGCUGUCGCCCACGGUGUCGCUGAGCCUGGCCCUGGACCCGGCCGUGUCCCCUCCCCCGCCGGGGCUGUCCCCGCUGCUGUCCCCGGCCACGCGCACGCGCCUCGAGGCCAAGGCCCACAUCCAGCUGGACUGUGAGGACAAUGUCUGCGUGCCCGACCUGCAGCUCGAGGCCAGCGCGGACCGCCGGGCCGUGUUCCUGGGGGACAGGAACCCCCUCAAUGUGACGUUCCUGGCGCGGAACGUGGGCGAGGGCGGCCUACGAGGCCGAGCUGCACCUGCGGCCGCCCCCGGGCGCGCUCCUCGGGGGUGCUGCGGGCCGCACGGGAAUUUCUCGGCCCUGAGCUGCGAGCUGGGGGGGGGCAACGGCUCGAGCCCCCUGGUCUGCGACCUGGGCAACCCCAUGAAGGCGGGGGCACAGAUUUGGGGGGGGCUGCGCUUCACCCUCCCCCACCUGAGCGACAACAGCAGCAGCGUCCGGUUCGAGCUGCAGAUCCGCAGCAAGAACGCCAACAACUCGCAGAGCGCCGUGGUGCCCGUGGCGCUGGCGGUGAGGGCGGCGACCAGAGUGUCCGUGCUGGGGGUGUCCCGGCCCGACGUUGUCACCAUCCCCGAGGGGGGGUGGGGACCCGACCCCCCCCAGCGGCUGCAGGACCUGGGGCCACCCGUGGAGCACGUCUACGAGGUGGUGAACGAGGGUCCCGGCGCCAUCAGCCAGGGCACGCUGGAGCUCAGCUGUCCCCUGGGCCACCGCGGCCACCCCCUGCUCUACGUCACCGGCCACGAGGGGCUGCACAACUGCACGGCCAGCCACGGCAGCGACCCCCUGGGGCUGGUGGGGACAGAGCGGGAGCAGGGCCCGGGUCCCCACGUGCUGCAGCGCCGGGACACCGGGGACAGUGGGGACACUGGGGACAGCCUGGCGUGUCCCGAGGCCGAGUGUUUCCGGCUGCGCUGCCCCUCGGGGGCGCUGCAGCGGCAGCAGCGCGUGACCCUGCGCCUGGGCUUCCGCAUCAGGAGCCCCCCCCCGCGACAGCGGGAGCUGUGGCCGCUGUCCCUGCGCUGUGACGCCGAGUUCCGCGUGCUGCAGCUGCCGUACAGAGUGCGGCCGGACAGCCACCCCCGGCACCGGCUGCAGGUGGUGACGGCGCUGUCGCGGGCCCGGCCCGAGGCGGCGGGGGGGGUCCCGGUGUGGGCGGUGGUCCUGGCCGUGCUCCUGGGGCUGCUCCUGCUCGGCCUCCUCUGCUACGGCCUCUACAAGCUGGGGUUCUUCAAGCGCUCGGGGCCCUACGGCACCGCCAUGGAGAAGGCGCAGCUGAAACCCCAGGCGGCCUCCGAGGCCUGA
Messenger RNA from Melozone crissalis (California towhee), 3008 nucleotides. RefSeq names its product integrin alpha-5-like. Gene Ontology annotation, cellular component: integrin complex; external side of plasma membrane. The record is from RefSeq and is a predicted model, not a curated record. NCBI's taxonomy places the organism in Eukaryota, Metazoa, Chordata, Aves, Passeriformes, Passerellidae. Gene Ontology annotation, biological process: angiogenesis; cell-matrix adhesion; cell adhesion mediated by integrin. Gene Ontology annotation, molecular function: integrin binding.